This is a messenger RNA of Salarias fasciatus (jewelled blenny), 2171 nucleotides long. It is a transcript of the gene slc22a15, whose product is annotated as solute carrier family 22 member 15. Bases 74 to 1531 code for a protein of 485 amino acids. The transcript is spliced from 13 exons. Gene Ontology annotation, cellular component: membrane. NCBI's taxonomy places the organism in Eukaryota, Metazoa, Chordata, Actinopteri, Blenniiformes, Blenniidae. Gene Ontology annotation, biological process: transmembrane transport. Gene Ontology annotation, molecular function: transmembrane transporter activity. The record is from RefSeq and is a predicted model, not a curated record.
GCCCACUCCCUCCUCCCGGUGACGGUGAACCGGAGAGCCGCCGCCCGGGCUCCGGGACGCCGCGCCUCCGCUGAUGGAUCUCGAUGAAGCCUUCCGGACCGUCGGGGAGUUCGGUCCGUACCAGAAGCGGGCCGUGUCGGUGCUGCUUCUCAUCCAGGUGUACAUGGCCUGUCAGUCCAUGUUGAUCGUGCUGGUUGGAGCGACCCCGGAGGAGCGAGUGGAGCAGGAGGAGCCGCUUCAAGUUGCUGUGUUUCCUCAGGACAGCGACUCCAUCGUGACGGAGUGGCUCCUCGUCAAGCAGCAGGCCUACAAGGUCAACCUGGCCGGGUCGCUCUUCUUCGCCGGGCUCCUGGUCGGGAACGUCGUCUUCGGCCCGCUGUCCGACAGGAUUGGCAGGAGGCCAGUCUACCUGACGGGCCUGUUCUUCGAGGUGCUGUUCGGCUACAUGACGGCCUUCGCUCCGAGCUACGAGGUCUUCGCCGUGUCUCGCCUCCUGGUGGGCGUGAUGAACGGCGGCAUCGGCCUGGUCUGCUUCGUCCUCGCUCAGGAGUACGUUGGGAAGUCGUACUGGGCCAUGACCGGGACCUUGAGCAGUAUGACGUUCGCCGUCGGCAUCGCCCUGUUCGGAGCGCUGGGGUACCUGAUCCGGCCGUGGAGGAGCCUCGCCACAGCGGCCAACUCGUCCGGCGUCCUCUUCCUGAUGCUUUCUGUGACGCUGCCGGAGUCUCCUCGCUGGCUGUACUCGCAGGGCCGGACGGAGCGGGCUCAGGAGGUGCUGCGCUACAUGGCGCUCCGAAACGGCAACGCCGCCAACAACCUGGUGCUGCAGGGCGUCAAGCCCGGUAACCAUGGCAACGGCGAAGGGGCCGGCGUCCUGCAGCUGGUGCUCCACCCAGUCCUCCGCCUGCGGACCGCCGUCCUCAUGUACGUCUGGUAUGCGUGCAGUCUGGUGUAUUACGGUCUGACUCUGGGAGCCAGUGACACUUCCGGCAGUCCGUACAGGAACAUCGCCAUGUACGGCCUGGUGGAGCUGCCAGCAUACCCACUCUGCAUUUAUUUCAUCAACAAACACUGGGCCGGCAGGAGGAAAAGCAUGGCGGUGUUCCUGUGUUUAGCCGGCUCCGCCUGCCUCUGCACCAUGUUCAUUCCUGAAAACACAGGGACUGUGCUCAGCGUCACCUCCCUGGCUCUGGUGGGGAAGCUGAUGGUGAGCGCGGCCUUCAACAUCGCCUACGUCUACACAGCUGAGCUCUACCCCACGGUGAUCAGGAACGCCGGGCUGGGAGUUUGCUCCAUGUCCUGCAGGGUCGGAGGGAUCCUGGCGCCGUUCGUUCCCUCCAUGCGCUCCCUGCACUCGUCCCUUCCCUUCACGGUCUUCUUCUUCAGUGGUGUCUCAGCCGGCUGUCUGGGUCUGCUCCUCCCUGAGACGCUCCUCAGACCGUCAGCGGAGACUCUGGAGGAGCUCAGCAGCGCCGCGCACGGCCGCGUUCUGGAGAGCAAGCCUCUUCUGUACGAGGACGACCACAGGUGAAGCCUGGCGACGGAGCUGCUGCCGACCCGGCCCUCCGUCAGGCCCCUGAGCUCCAGGUGGAGGUCAGACUCGGACCCAGCAGAGGAGCCCUCCUCUGAAGAACCCGCCGGUCCGGAUCUGCUCCAGGUGCGACGUUGGACCCGGAACCUCUGACCAAUCCCAGCUCUCCUCCAGCCGGACUCGCCGUCUCUGUAGUCUCACCCCGGACCAACGAUUGGUCACCGGGCCACCGGUUGGUCACCGGGCCACCGGUUGGUCACCGGGCGGAUCUACUGGCAGAUUGUUGAUGCUCAGCUGCUGAAAACAUCCGGAGCCAGACGUCUUCAACGCCCUCCGCCGGUCAACCAUGUGCAGACUCGCUGGACGUCGUCCUGGACUGAAAGUUCCGAUUCUUUCUCUGAACUCUACUUCUGUCAAAGUGAAAGUUCCCCAUAAAAUCACUGAGUGAAAGUCUUGAAGUAACUCAUGGAAAGUGCUUGAGAAUCAAAAAUAAAACUGAAAAUCCCCAAAAAAGUUGCUUUUUUUCCACUCUCUCUCUCUCAGGCUUCCUUUAUCGGACAGGAAGUGUGUCUGGUCACUUCCUCAUGCGUUAAAAAUCUCCCUCCAUGUUUCUCAGAGAAUUACUUCAGAUUGUUUCAGC